CUGCUUCUGAUCCUUCUCUUCCUCUUAUACUCAGAAAACAUCUAAACCACUUCCCACACAAUCCAUCCCAAGUAACAAACCACACAUCUCGCCCACCAUGCCUAUCCCAGUCCCACAAUCCACCUCCCUCAAGGACCUCUUUAGCCUGAAGGGCAAAGUCGUCAUCGUCACCGGAGCAUCCGGAGCGACCGGCAUUGGCACAGAAGCUGCCCGCGGCUGCGCCGAAAUGGGCGCCGACGUUGCCAUCACAUACUCGUCCCGUCCUCAGGGCGGUGAAAAGAACGCCACAGAGCUGAGCGAGAAAUAUGGCAUCAAGUCCAAGGCCUACAAGUGCAACGUCUCCGACUACGCCGAGGUCGAGAAGCUUGUGGCCGACGUUAUCAAGGACUUUGGCAAGGUCGACGUCUUCAUCGCCAACGCCGGCCGAACCGCCGACAACGGUAUCCUCGAUGCCCCCGUUGAGCAGUGGAACGAAGUCAUUUCCACCGAUCUGAACGGUGUCUACCACUGCGCUCGCGCCGUGGGCCUGCACUUCCGUGAACGCAAGACCGGCAGCUUCGUCAUCACCGCCUCCAUGUCCGGCCACAUUGCCAACUACCCUCAAGAACAGACAUCCUACAACGUCGCCAAAGCCGGCUGCAUCCACAUGGCUCGCUCCCUGGCCAACGAAUGGCGUGACUUUGCCCGCGUCAACUCCAUCUCCCCCGGCUACAUCGACACCGGUCUCUCCGACUUCGUGCCCCAAGACAUCCAGAACCUCUGGCACUCCAUGAUCCCUAUGGGCCGUGACGCCAAGGCCACCGAACUCAAGGGUGCUUUCGUCUACCUUGCCAGCGACGCCAGCUCUUACACCACUGGUGCGGAUAUCGUCAUUGACGGUGGUUACACCUCCCGAUAAAUGCCUCGCUCCAAGAAAAAAAAGGAAAGACUGGAAGCGUGAAAGCUAAGAGCUACCGCGAACAUACCUGAAGAGGUGGGAACAAUCAGUCUGCGUCCAAGCAUGAGGGUUGACCCAUCACUGGGUAUGCGGAGGAGAGGAGUUUUCGCGCAGAUCAGGCAAGGCUGAACCGCCCCUGAGAUAUGAAUAUACCACAGUUGCAAUGACCAAAUAAACAUGAAAACCCCAGCUAGACAAAAGUCAUUUUCACGGGCUGAAAUUGAAGUUCCUUAGACUCCGCUUCCUACAACAUCGACAUCUACAUCGUCAGAUGUGCAUCACGCGUCUGUUUCUGAUUCUGGCCCUGAGCGGCCCCUAUGAUGAACGUAGAGCAUACAGUAUAGCCUCCCUCCAUCCUUUGUUCGUCCCACCCAGAACAUUAUUAUGCGUGGUUUGUAUACUCCCUUGAUCUGGCCAUGUCGG
Messenger RNA from Exophiala viscosa, 1360 nucleotides. Its product is annotated as NADP-dependent mannitol dehydrogenase. The transcript has 2 exons. NCBI's taxonomy places the organism in Eukaryota, Fungi, Ascomycota, Eurotiomycetes, Chaetothyriales, Herpotrichiellaceae. Bases 98 to 898 code for a protein of 266 amino acids. Gene Ontology annotation, molecular function: oxidoreductase activity, acting on NAD(P)H, oxygen as acceptor. The record is from RefSeq and is a predicted model, not a curated record. Gene Ontology annotation, cellular component: intracellular anatomical structure.